Setaria italica (foxtail millet) is the source of this 1571-nucleotide messenger RNA. RefSeq names its product zinc finger CCCH domain-containing protein 48. The transcript has a single exon. Gene Ontology annotation, molecular function: protein binding; metal ion binding. The record is from RefSeq and is a predicted model, not a curated record. Bases 172 to 1413 code for a protein of 413 amino acids. NCBI's taxonomy places the organism in Eukaryota, Viridiplantae, Streptophyta, Magnoliopsida, Poales, Poaceae.
CACAGUUUCUCGUAUAGGAGGGUUGGAGCCAGAGUCGGAGUCGGCCCCCGUUGGCGUCGUUAUAACGCGAACAAUCCAUCGACAAAUGAUCGCGUCCCGCAUCUCUUCCGUUCACCCUCCCUUCCACCACCUUGUCACCGACUUUAGGUCGCCACUCUCCCGAUCGCGAUCAUGGCGGCGGUGCACCAGCGCCUCUCCUUCCCGGUCGCUCCACCCCAUCCGCGCCGGGGCAGCCACGGUCCUCGCCGCGACAUUCCGCCGCAGGUCUGCCGCUACUGGAAGUCCGGUCACUGCAGCCGGAACCCCUGCCGGUUCCUCCAUGCGGACGUGCCCCCGCCGCCGGCGCGGACAGCUAAGAAGCCCAACAACACCUGGGUCAACCCGUCCUGCGUCGCCAAGCCCAAGCUUCCACUAGAUGCGGUGCCGCCGCCGCCGUCGGUGCUGCCACCCAAGCGCCUCUGCGGCGGCGAGGAGCUCGCGGGUUGGUGCGUCGGCGACGGCUUCCGUGGCGUCGCGCAGCUCAAGGGCCACGCCAAGGCGGUCACCGGCGUCGCUGUGCCGGAAGGGUCUGACAAGCUAUUCUCCGGCAGCAUGGACGGCACUGUGCGCGUCUGGGACGGCAGCACCGGGCAGUGCGUCCACGUCGCGCCGAUGCAAGAAGGGGAGGUGGCGAGCCUGGUUUCCGUCGGCCCGUGGGUGGUCGUCGGGGUGCGCGGCGCCGUCAAGGCCCUCCACACCGGAACCGGGAAGGAGCUCCUUCUGCGAGGACCCGCUGCCUCCACGCUGGUCACCGCCUUGCUCGUCGAGGACGACGAGCACCUCUUCGCCGGCACGGAGGACGGCGUCAUCUACAUGUGGAGGAUGAACCAAGCCCAGCAAUGCUUGGACGAGGUCGCCGCGUUCCGGGGGCACGAGAAGGCCGUGGCGUCGCUGGCGCAAGGAAAGGGCACGCUUAACACCGGCUCGGCAGACGGCAGCAUUAGGGCCUGGGACCUCGAGAGCCGCCGGUGCGUCUGCACCCUCACCGCCCACGCCUCGGCAGUGAUCGCGUUGCUGUGCUGGGAACAGUUCCUGCUCUCGUCGUCCGAUGACGGCACCGUUAAGGUCUGGCGCGCGAAGCCGGACCGCGACGACCUCGACCUCGAGGUGCACUACGUCCACAGCGAAGGGGAACGCGUGGCCGCCAUCGAUGGAACGUACGAUCCGGACAAGAAGCCCGUCCUGAUGGUGUCGCGCGGCGAUGGCGUUGUGCGUGUCUACGACCUCCCGUCGAUGAAGAACAGAGGGCAGAUUCGCUGCAGCGGCGAGGCCAGGACCGUAUACCUCAGGUCGCCCGGCGUCGUCUUCACCGGAGAUGCGUCCGGCGAGGUCAGAGUGGUGAAGUGGACGCCACGCGCUGAAGCUGAAGCAUGAAUUAUUUGAAAGUUUGGACUGUACCUGUGCAUAAUCUUUUGAGGCGAACAAUCACUACUGCCAAUAUUUGCUUGUAAGCCGGUGUGUAUGUAAGACCCAGCAAGUUGAUCCUCUGCUUGUUACUGUCUUAAUGAGAAACAACAGAGAUGUUACGGUUA